AUAGGGGCAACCCCACUUAUUCAUUUGGUGCCCAGUAAAUCUUUCACAGCGUAUUACGUGUAUUGGCACUAUCAUCAAUGGAGGUUGUACCAAGUGCUAACACCCAUCCAACCAACACCCCUCUUUAUCCGACUCCCUUGACUCACGGGCUCACUCGAGUUGUUGGCCUCGUUGUUAAUUCUUAACUUUAACACACAUUUUUAAUCCCUCAAUCGCAUUAAACUACUUAUCAUCUAUUUCAUUCACAUUCCACCAUGACCUCCAGAGAGACCGUCCUGAUUACAGGCUGCAGCAAUGAUGGCAUUGGCUCUGCCCUAGCCCUCGUUUUCCAACAGCGCGGAUUCCAUGUCUUCGCUACGGCUCGAGAUCCCUCUAAGAUGUCCAAGCUCAAUGGUCUUCCCAAUGUGACGCUGCUAACACUUGACGUCGUUAAGUCAACCGACAUCAAGGCUGCCGUCUCAGCCGUCUCGAAGGAGACAGGCGGUACCUUGAAUUACUUUAUUAGUAAUGCUGGUCAUAACCAUUUCAUGCCCAUUCUCGAUGAGAAUCUGGACACAGUUAGGGACCUCUUCGAGAUCAACUUUUUGGCCCCGAUUGCGCUUACUCAAGCCUUCGCCCCUUUACUCAUCAAGGCUAAGGGCAUGGCUGUGUAUGUUACCAGCAUCUCAGGAUAUCUCAAUAUUCCAUAUAUGGGGACAUAUGGGGCAUCUAAAAAAUCUCUGGAGAUUGCAGCUGAUACUAUGAGGCUUGAAUUGGCUCCCUUUGGCGUCGAUGUACUUGAAGUCGUCACUGGUGCUGUUAAAACUCUAGGGCAAACCUACUUUGAAGACUUUGCGCUUCCACCCCAGUCCCUCUAUAAGAGUAUCGAGGACAUUAUCGCUGCUAGGGCUCAAGGGAAGGACGGUAUGCCGCGGAUGGAAUCAAUGGAGUAUGCUAGCAAGGUUGUGGACGAAGUUGUGAAACGCACCACAGGCCGUUUUUGGUGUGGCAACAACGCCGACAGCGUUAAAAUGAGCACUACGGCGACCGCAGUGCCGCAAUCCGCUAUGGAUGCUGGGGCUGUUAUUGGAACUGGUCUUGAAAAACUGGGAAAAUAGAGCUUAUAACCUAUAGGGAUUAACAGCCUAGUGUUAAAAUCAUUGGAAUGUCAAUACACAACUCUUCUGCCUG
Molecule: messenger RNA, 1170 nt
Organism: Hypoxylon trugodes
Lineage: Eukaryota; Fungi; Ascomycota; Sordariomycetes; Xylariales; Hypoxylaceae
Product: putative hydroxybutyrate dehydrogenase
Exons: 3
Coding region: 255-1097 (280 amino acids)
Biological process (GO): phosphatidic acid biosynthetic process; triglyceride catabolic process
Cellular component (GO): endoplasmic reticulum; lipid droplet
Molecular function (GO): triacylglycerol lipase activity; acylglycerone-phosphate reductase (NADP+) activity
Source: RefSeq, a predicted model, not a curated record